AUGAGCCAGUCUACAAUUCUAGAGCGCCUGUCCGCGCUGGACACCAACACCAUAUCGGAUGCCCUCGAUUUCCUGCAUCUCAAAGGCGCGACUUAUGGACUGCGGCCGUUAUGGGACUGCCCCAAGAUCGUUGGCCGGGCAAGCACCAUAAAAGUCGGCGUUAAGCAGGAGGGUACCGCUCCGACAACCCAUCUCAUUACACCUGUCAUAGAUGCCAUAACCACAAACGACCGCAUUCUGGUUAUUGCUGGUGGCACCGAGGGAAUCUCCUGCUGGGGGGACAUCAUCGCCAACGCCUCGCAAAUGAAGCAUAUUCGCGGGACAGUGAUUGAUGGCGUGAGUCGUGACAUCGACGGGAGUCGCGAUAUUGGAUAUCCGGUCUAUGGCCUGGGCGUGACGAUGAUCAGCGCGCGUAACCGGCUCGUGCAGUUGGACUCUGGGACACCGCUGCAGGUGCGAGGCGUCACAGUUAAUCAAGACGACUACGUGAUUGCUGAUCGAUGUGGGACUGUCUUCGUCCCAGCCGAGCGUAUCGAGGACGUCGUGGAAUUGGCAGAGCGUAUUGACCGUCGUCAGUCUCUGAUGGUGAAGGAUGUUCGAGCAGGCAAGGCUGUAUCUGAGGUGAUGCACGAUACCAAGUUCGAGGCCAUUCACAACCCCAAAGCAUCGACAGCUGCACGGGCAUCAAGACCUAGGAACCCCAGAGAAGCGUCGCCCGAGGAUCAAGAGCUAUCUUCCCUAUUCGCCAGCUCAGAUACACCUGCUGUUUCCGACGCACUGGAUAAACUCGGUAUUCCAGGACAGGCGCUCAAUAUCAUGCCCUUAACCGACUACAGCAAAGUGACUGUCGGACCGGCAUUCACAGUGCGAUACGUCCCGGCCAGCAACCCCCCAGGCAGCGUGGGUGAUUUCAUCGACGAUGUCGCUGCGGGUGAUGUUGUAGUCAUCGACAACGGCGGCCGCACUGACUGUACAGUCUGGGGCGAUAUCAUGACCCAGUAUGCCGGCCUACGCGGUAUUGCAGGGACGGUGAUUGACGGGGUCUGCCGCGACGUGAACCGCGCAAUCGGGGAUGAAUACCCGAUCUUCAGCACUGGUCGAUGGAUGCGAACUGGCAAGGAUCGAGUUGAGGUCGGGGGUAUUAAUGAAGCCGUUGGUAUUGGGAAGGUCCAUGUCCAGCCGCGCGAUAUCGUCGUUGCCGAUGCCAAUGGAGUGGUCAUUGUUCCCAGGGGACGAGCGCGCGAGGUUGCUGAAGUUGCAGCUAAAGUUGAACAGAGUGAAGAGAGUAUCAGAGAGUUAAUUUCUGGUGGUGCAUCGAUUGCUGAGGCGAGAGAGAAGCUUGGUUACCACACUCUGCAGCGCAAGGCCUGA
Messenger RNA from Aspergillus puulaauensis, 1371 nucleotides. Its product is annotated as RraA family protein. The coding region runs from base 1 to 1371 and encodes 456 amino acids. NCBI's taxonomy places the organism in Eukaryota, Fungi, Ascomycota, Eurotiomycetes, Eurotiales, Aspergillaceae. The transcript has a single exon. The record is from RefSeq and is a predicted model, not a curated record.